This is a messenger RNA of Vespa velutina, 1755 nucleotides long. Its product is annotated as calcium-binding protein P-like. Bases 420 to 1487 code for a protein of 355 amino acids. The transcript is spliced from 7 exons. The record is from RefSeq and is a predicted model, not a curated record. NCBI's taxonomy places the organism in Eukaryota, Metazoa, Arthropoda, Insecta, Hymenoptera, Vespidae.
GAGAGUGUAAAGUGUUCGUGGUUGGAAAGAAACUAAAAGAGAACAGAUAUCUCGAUAUGAAAAGUCUAAAGGCAAUAUAAUUUCUAAAAGUAUUCUCCUUUGAUAACCAUAUUCGUUGCCGCAAUAUUGUGAUACGAAUCUUCUAUAAGGGAUUCCUUCGUGUCUACGUAUUUCUCGAGGUCGUUCAGAAAGAAGCACCUCGUGAUUCUUCAAUGUCACGAACAUUUUUCUGAAAUGACGACGUGAGAAAAAAUGAAAUUAAAAAGCGUGGUCUGUGAAAUAGUGCGAGGAAAAGAAGGAAGAAAAAAAAAAAACAAGUCAUAGAAAAGAUGGGAUUACGAGCGAGAAAUAAGAUGUGAAAUAAACUUUUCAUAAAGAAAGUGAGGUUAGAUUCGAUCAACGUUGAAAGCACACGGAAAAUGUUCAACGCAGGAAGUCUCAGUGUCUUAUUAACAGGACUAUUGGUCAUUGUCGUCAUACAGGAUGUUUCGUCGUAUUCAAAAUACGGAAGAAGCUGCAAGGAUAUUGGAUGUAGGAGUGAUGAAGUCUGCGUGAUGGCCGAGGAUCCUUGUACGGAUUACUCAGAUAAAUGUGGUCGUUAUCCAACUUGCAAGAAAAUGAACGACAGAGAGACCAGUUGUGCGAGUAUCAUUUGUAAUGAAAAUGAUUACUGCAGAAAUGAAAAUGGCAUGCCGAAAUGCGUAAGAAAGGUAGCAUCAAACGGAUUCGAAUCGGCUGGUGUCGAUAUUGUGAAUGGUCAACACGUCAGCAGUAGCGAUACUAACAAACAUACGAAUACCAACACGAAUCCGUUUGCUAACGCGAAUGCACCACCAGCGCCCGCUGAUCCUAUACCCGGGGGAAAUGGUUAUCAAGUAAACUCUGGUACCAAUCUAGGUUAUCCUUCUUAUCCAAGCAAUGUAGGCACUUCGAAUAGCAACCAUGGUUAUCCACCAUAUCCGUCAACGAAUCGAGGAAAUCAACCGCAAACUGAUAACCUUGGUUAUCCUCCAUAUCCAACUAUGAACAGAAUGCCGCAACCUGGUCAAGGAUAUCCUGGUCAAGGUUAUCCUCCAUAUCCAGGACAAUCUGGAUAUCCGCAAACAGGCUAUCCACAACAACAGUAUCCUAAUGGUCAACGAUAUCCAGUAGGACAAUAUUCUGGAUAUCAGAAUUAUCCGAAUCAGAAUCAUCGUGGAUAUGCUUAUAAUUCAAAUUCUCCAUAUCAUAAAAAUGUACCAUAUCCAAUACCACCAACACCACCACCAAGAGCAUAUGGACCUGGCAGAUCAUCUGGACGUUCUGGAUCCAGAAAUACUAUCGGUGAUAAUUCUAUCUGGAAUCGAUUGUUUGGAGAUGAUCGUAAUCGUGGAUCUAAUGGCCGUUCGAGUGGCAGAUCUAAUUCUCAACGCACAAGAGACGAUUAUUAUAAUACUCACGCUUCCACUGAUAAUCGUGGCAAUAGAGUCUGGACUUUCUCUGGUUAAGAUAUAAUUUCUCAACUAAAACAAUUUCUUCUUUCUUAAAUUCUUAUAUUGCUUUCUUCAGUUAUAAAAGAGUAUAUUAUUUUCUUUAUAAAUAUUAUUCUAAUUUCUUUUUGCUUCUUUAUUAUGAACAUGCAAUAUAUAUAUACAUAUCUUAUUUUUAAUGUAAUCAUAUUUACGCAAUAUAUUAUUCAUAAAUAGUAAUAACAGAAAUUAUGAAUAUCUAUGAAGUACCAUCUGUAAUGAAAAAUAAAAACUUUUCAUUUCUCUA